UCUGAAUGCCGAAGCGCACGUUGCAAAUUCCCGCCCCCUGGCGAAGCCUUCCGCAGGACGAUGAAGCAGAUGAAUGCGACGAUACGAGGAGCGACGAGUAGAGUAUCUUGUAUGUGGUUUCUUCGAAGUAGAGUGAAAACUCAGCGACGUCAGUAGGCAGCUGGAGUACAGAUGGCUCACACGCACCAAGUCCAGUCAGCAGACGGGGGAAGUUUCGAGCAGGACUGCAGCGCCCGGAGCACCCCAGCAGCGCGGGACGGCGAUAAGCAGGAAGAAGUAUCUAAAGCACAAUCCAUGAAGAAGCCGCCACACGACACACAGCGCAAGCGCCCGCCCCCAAAACACCACAAGGGCUGGUGGCAGGCGAACUAGAAGAGGGGGCGGCGGUAACGGAGAAUAAGAGCAGGUACGUAUCACAGCUUCCGAUCCAGCCCGAAACUGCAAGUCUCACAGGGCAUCACCGCCUGGCGCAGCAGUGCACGGAGGGGAGGCGGCUCGCAGCGGCGCUCGAAGAGGGGCGCCAGCAUGCUGCCACAUCACAAACACUCCGAUGAACCGCGCCACAGCAGGUAUCACUGCUCGACGAAUCUCUGGGCUAGGCAGGGGCUGCGUAAACAGUACACGGAAGUCUCUAACACUACGAGAGGGCCCAACUCGUAGGAGACAACCAGCAGGAGCGGCGGGCACACCGACGAGAAGAGAUGGCGCAGUCACUGUCGAGGCUUAUGUCCAUAACACGUAGGAAGCAGGAGCCGCCCGAAGAGCGUGACGCAGGCAGUGAAGAGUGGACGUCUCCUCUCUUCGCUGGUUGAUGACUGAAGAAAGGCGGCGAAGACGGCUGGCCAGCAGCAGGAUAAUGGAGAGCCCCGGGCGCCUGCGGGCGGCCUCGCCGGUGGAGGACCUGCUGGGUGUGCUGGUGGCCCACGAGUGCACGGUGGACACGCUGUGUCGCUACCUGCGCGCCUGCCGCCUGUACGACGCGCUGGCGCUGCUCAAGGACGAAGAGGCCCUGGAGAUAACGCGGCACCCGGACGCGGACGGCGCGGCGGCGAGCGUGGCGCUGGGCCGCGCCCUGCGGCUGUGCUGCGAGGCGCGCGGCAUCCCGGGCCCCAGCUACGCGUGGUUCUACGAGAACCAGGAGCUGCCGGGACAGACCUCCGGCGAGCUGGUCGUCCCGCACUUCGGGCUGGAGCAGGAGGGCACGUACCACUGCGCGGUGAGCCAGCGCGGACGUGUGCCGUGCACUCUGCACAGCCGUGAGGUGGAGGCGACGGUGGCCCCCGUGCCGCCGCGCAUCGUGCUGCAGCCGGAGAGGACCGUGUUCAAGCUGUGCUCGACCGAGGCCGCGCUGGAGUGCCGUGCCGAGGGCCACCCCCGGCCCUGCUACCAGUGGUUCCGCGACAACACCGUGCUGGACGGCUGCACCUCCGCCGUGCUCAAGAUCCCGUUUGUGUCUGACAGAGACGAGGGGGAGUACAAGUGUCUCGUGAGGAAUGUAGCUGGUGACGUGUAUUCUGAAAAGUGCAUCCUCAAGACGUAUAAACCAUGUCCUCCUAUUCCUGGACAAAAGGAUCUCCCUGAUGUUCCGAAAGUGAGCGUCAAGGUGGCCCUGCUGAUCGGCAACAGGAGCUACGCCCACCAGCCGCUGAGGACCCCGUGGCAGGACGUGAAGACGCUGGCCCAGAUCCUCAGGACCAAGGGCUUCAUGGUGAUCGCCCUGAAGGACCUCACCCUGGUGGAGAUGCGGGGGGCCCUCCGCCUGUUCUGCAGCCUGCUCCGCAAGGCGGCGUACGGGGUGUUCUACUUCGCGGGCCACGGCUUCGAGCGCAGCCACAAGUACAUGAUGCCGGUGGACGCGACGGAGCACCGCUGCGGGAGCUGCCUCUCGGAGAAGGAGGUGGCCCACUGCGCCCAGCAGCGCCAGCCGCACCUCGUCAUGCUGGUGCCCGACAUGUGCCUCAGCAGGGUGAAGCUGACGGACCGGCACGCCGAGCCGGAGGACUUUGAGUUCUCGGGGGACAAGAACCUGCUGAUAGCGUGCGCCACCACCAGCGGCCACAAGGCGUUCGACGGCGAAGCCAACGGGGAGUACGUGACGUACCUUAAGCAGUGUCUGCCGUGGGACAUGCCCAUCCACGACGUGCUGCGCUACGUGUGCAGCGUGAUGCCGGGGAAGCAGUCGCCGCUGAACAUCUCCAACUUGGCGGGCAGCCACGUGCUGAGCGUGCCUGCCGAAGGGGACCCCGAGGUGGAGGCGGAGUACCGCAGGGUGACGGGCGCCGGGACGCCCCUCUGCGUGCACUUCCCCGCGGCGGCGGUGCGCAGCGCGGUCACCUGCCACCCGCUGGACGAGUGCUUCCACAACGCCCUCGAGCUGGUCUUCCACGACGUGGACGUGGCCCGCUGGGACGUGCGCUGCGAGCUGCUGUCCUUCAAGGAAUUGGACAUAGAGCAUGUAGAGGGGGCCCCAUUUCACAUCACUGUAAUCCACAACUUGCAGAAGGCAAAACUGUACAGUAAAUCAGAGCUGUCGCUGAGAGUGACGGUGAACCUGUUCGAACGCAAGAGCAACACGUGCGUCGGCAACACCAUCCUGGACCUGGGCUACCCCCUCAUCACGUCUGCCAACCUCUGGCUCGAAGCCCCGACCUGUGUCUGCAGGAAGUGCGAGAAACGGCGUGGAGCAAAGUGACUCGGGGGACAGUCCUCCACGUGUACGUUACAAGCAUAGUUGCCAGGAUGUGCCUUACAGUCGUCAUCUCAGCCUUGAAAUUCCACAAGUUAGACAGGUAUCAAGCAUUCAAUUCUGUUUAUCAACUUGUCAUCAUCUGGCAAGGUUGUCCACAUACCACUCAAAUAAUUCUCACAAGUUUCACAAACUUGAAAACAUGACCAAAAGAGUCUUUCACGAUUCAAAUACGCAUAAUUUCCGUGCCAAACAAAGGCAAAAUAAAAUUGUUUUGCAAUGCUAAAAAAAAAAAAUGUAAUAUUUUUAUAUUUUAAAUACAUGAGAAUAAAAAAAUUUGUAACUGAA
Molecule: messenger RNA, 3034 nt
Organism: Bacillus rossius redtenbacheri
Lineage: Eukaryota; Metazoa; Arthropoda; Insecta; Phasmatodea; Bacillidae
Product: mucosa-associated lymphoid tissue lymphoma translocation protein 1 homolog
Exons: 13
Coding region: 812-2692 (626 amino acids)
Biological process (GO): proteolysis
Molecular function (GO): cysteine-type endopeptidase activity
Source: RefSeq, a predicted model, not a curated record